Messenger RNA from Elephantulus edwardii (Cape elephant shrew), 1875 nucleotides. RefSeq names its product ubiquitin associated and SH3 domain containing A (gene UBASH3A). The record is from RefSeq and is a predicted model, not a curated record. Gene Ontology annotation, cellular component: cytoplasm. Bases 1 to 1875 code for a protein of 624 amino acids. Gene Ontology annotation, biological process: negative regulation of T cell receptor signaling pathway. Lineage: Eukaryota; Metazoa; Chordata; Mammalia; Macroscelidea; Macroscelididae. Gene Ontology annotation, molecular function: protein binding. The transcript has 14 exons.
AUGGCAGCAAGUGAGACGCAGCUCUAUGCCAAGAUCUCCAACAAGCUGAAGGGCCGCAGGGCUUCCUUGCUCCUGGAGCCCCUGCUGGCGAUGGGCUUCCCAGCGCACACAGCGUUCAAAGCUCUGGCAGCUACAGGAAGAAAAACGGCAGAAGAGGCUUCAGACUGGCUACGCUGUCACUGCAAUGACCCUUCUUUAGAUGACCCCAUUCCUCAGGAAUAUGCCCUCUUCCUCUGUCCCACGGGGCCCCUGCUGGAAAAACUACAGGAAUUCUGGAGAGAGAGCAAGAACCAGUGUGCCAGGAACAGAGCUCAUGAGAUCUUCCCUCACAUCACACUUUGUGAGUUCUUCACGUGCGAAGACCAGAAAGUGGAAGGCCUGUAUGAGGCGCUAAAGAGAGCAGGGGACCACAUCCUGGGCUCCUUCCCCUCCGCCAUCCCACUGGCUCUCCACUCCUCCAUCAGCUACCUCGGCUUCUUCAUCAAUGACAGCCCUGCAGAUGUCAUCCGGGAAUUCGCCAUGGCUUUUGCCACAGAAGCGUCCAUGUUAGCAGACUGCACAGUGAAACCCUGUACCAAGCAGCUCCACCUGACGCUGGCCCACAAGUUCUACCCCCACCACCAGAGGUCGCUGGAGCAACUAGCCAGAGCCAUCCCCCCAAGCCCCGACUGCCAAUGGACAGCAGCGCUGUACUCCCGAGACAUGCGCUUUGUACACUACCACACCUUGAAGGUACUAUUCCAGUAUAAGCCUCAGAACAUGGACGAGCUGAUGCUCAGCCCUGGCGAGUACAUCUUUGUGGACCCCACUCAGCAGGAGGAAGCCAGCGAAGGGUGGGUGAUUGGCAUCUCCCAGCGAACAGGCUGCCGGGGCUUCCUACCCGAGAACUACACAGAGCGCGCCAGUGAGGCUGACACAUGGGUGAAGCACAGGACUUACACCUUCAGUCUAGCCAUGGACCUGAACUCCAGAAAGGACAGUGAGUCCAGCAACAGAAAGAAUGGAGAGUUGCAAUCUUCACACACGUCAAGGAGCAUUAGCAGUGUGCAGGCUUUACAGGCCACAAUCCUGAGAAGAAGUGUUUUGGUGGUGCGCCACGGGGAGAGAGUGGAUCAGAUCUUUGGGAAGCAGUGGCUACAGCAGUGCUCCACUCCAGAUGGAAAAUACUACAGACCAGAUCUGAACUUCCCUUGCAGUCUGCCGAGACGGAGGAAUGGUAUCAAAGACUUUGAAAAUGAUCCCCCUUUAUCAUCUUGUGGAAUUUUCCAGUCCAGACUUGCAGGGGAGGCACUACUGGAUAGUGGCAUCAGAAUCACCUCCGUCUUUGUCUCUCCAUCCCUCCGCUGCAUGCAGACAGCCAAGCACAUCCUAGAAGAGCUCAAACUAGAGAAAAAAAUGAAAAUAAGAGUGGAACCAGGAAUCUUUGAAUGGACAAAGUGGGAGGUUGGCAAAACCGUCCCCACUCUCAUGACCCUGGAAGAGCUGAAAGAAGCAAAUUUCAAUGUGGAUACCAAUUACAGGCCUGCAUUUCCUCUCUCCUGCCUGAUACCAGCUGAGAGCUAUGAUGAGUACGUCAACAGGUGUUCAGUGAGUGUGGAGCGGAUCGUCAGCACCUGUUCACAGGACUUGGGUGUCAUCCUCAUAGUGAGCCACGGCUCGGCGCUGGACACCUGCACCCGGCCCCUGCUCGGGCUGCCACCACGAGAGAGCGCAGACUUUGCCCAGCUGGUGAGGAAGAUCCCUUCUCUGGGUAUGUGCUUCUGUGAAGAAAAUAAAAAGGAAAGAAAAUGGGAGUUGGUGGAUCCACCAGUGAAGACCCUGACUCAUGGAUCCAACUCAGCGUUUAACUGGAGAAACUGGAUCCUGGGCAGCUAA